Malaclemys terrapin pileata is the source of this 12751-nucleotide messenger RNA. RefSeq names its product myosin VIIA (gene MYO7A). The transcript is spliced from 49 exons. NCBI's taxonomy places the organism in Eukaryota, Metazoa, Chordata, Testudines, Emydidae. The record is from RefSeq and is a predicted model, not a curated record. Gene Ontology annotation, molecular function: cytoskeletal motor activity; protein binding; ATP binding. Gene Ontology annotation, cellular component: cytoskeleton; myosin complex. The coding region runs from base 2797 to 9375 and encodes 2192 amino acids.
GCCACUGGCUCUAAACACUGACACUGGCUUUCAGACUCCUUUGAAAUCUAGAUCACAUUACAGUUUGAUCCUGUAGAAUGCGUGUGCCAGCUUCUCACACAGUUGCACCUGCACCACCUCCUUUGUGCUGAUUACAGUGAAUCGAGUUGACUUGUGUAUAAAUUGCCUGUUGUUCCCCCUCCCCUCGCCUCUGUCCUGAGAUUGUGAGCUCCUGGGGGCAGGGUCUGGAGGGUUUGGAACGUGCCUAGCAUGGUGGCUGCUACUGGUUGGUUCAGAUAUGGCUAUUUAUGAAAUGAUUGAAAGUGUUCUUGGUUCUGUGGUGCUGCGCCCGACAUCUUGAAUUAACCCCAAACUGCCAAGAUGCAGGACAUUUCAUGAGGAUUAUUGACCAGUUUAAUUGAGCUGUUUAAUGGCCCAGCGCCAAUCACCAUGAAAUGUCCUGUUCUGAUGUUUUUGUUCCUAUUGGACCUGAUGCAAAGCCCACUGAAGUCAGUGCAAAGACUCCUAGUGACUUCUGUGAGCUUUGCAUCAAGCAGGAAAAGGAAAUAGGCAUAUGGUGGGUCUAGUUGAGUUAGUCCAGGCCAUCACAAUUGCCUUUUUGGCCAGUAUUAACAAAUGUAAUGUUAAUGUGUAUGUACAGGGCAUUUUGAGAAAAUUAAUAUCCAGUAUGUUAGCUAGUCAAAUCAUUUAUUUAUUUGUUGUUGCUACUGUAGUACAGUGGCAUACAGCAGAAGAGAAGUAUCAACUAUACUUCCUGAUAUUGGGCUAUGUAUUUGUGUCUGGUGACAUAAUGGGCCACGAAACUCGGCUGCUUAGUACUGACCACCAGAACACAGGUAUAAAAUAUUUUCUUUGGGAGGUGUAAUGUCAUUUUUAUUGUACUUUUGAGUAUUCUCUGGCAAUUAGGGGCUUAGAAUAGGAGACCUGGGUUCUGUCCACUCUGGUUUGAUCAACUAUAAAAUGAGGAUAAUACUGUCAACUAUUGUAAAAUGCUUUGAGCUCCUCCACUUAAAGAAGUUAUAUAAGUGCUAAAGUAUACAAUUUAAACUGAUAUAUGAUUGAACAAUAUGUCACUUACUUUACCCAUAUCUUUUUUUCUUUCCUCUUCUACCAAUUUUUCUAUUGGUUCUAAAGAUAAGGUAUCUAUUUUUGAUUCUCUAAACAUAGAAUUAUUUUCCUUAUUUAUCAGGUACUGCUGAAGACAUUUUGAGCCACAUUAUAAGAUUCUUUUUUUAAACAGUAACAGCCAGAGCCUCCGUUGAUAUAAACUGGAAUGCUUUCAGAGACAUCAAUUGGUUUGCUGAUUCAUAUAACACCUUUCAUUAGAGGAUCUCAAAGCACUUUGCAACAGUAAACAAAUAUUAUUGUUGUUGUUGUUAUUAAUGCAAUACUGCUUUACUGAUUGACACCAGCUGAGAAUCUGAGCCUAACUUUUCAAAAAGUUACAGGGAAUCGCAGCCAACGUUCAUUGACGCCCACUGAAUUUGAGUGGCUACAUCCACCCACUUGCUGUGUUCCUCACCCUGUGUAACAAAGAGGCUGAAUGCACGAAAUUGUCUUUAGUAACAAUCCAGUUGCUGUCACUGCAAUGUAAAAUACAAGACUGUAAAGAGCCGUUUAUGUAUUAGGCAAUAUCGUCAGUGCUAAGACACUCAUGCAUUCGCACAACCCAGUUGAGCCUCACGCACCCAGCUGGUUUGAGAGCAGGAGUUGUAGCAGCAUCUCUCAGCCAUUGGGGGCAAUGUGGGGCCUCCUCUGUAGACCGCCAGGUCUGUCUUUGCUCUCUCUAGUCCCCCUGCUGGUGCCACAGCAGCAUAGAGCCCUAGGAGAAGGUCUCUGCUAAUAGAAAAGGCAAAGCAAGAAUAUGAGGAGCCAAAUAGGGGAGCUGAGAAGGGGGCAGGGUCUGGAAAAUGGCAGAAUAGGGAAGGCUGGUGAGGGGAGGGGAAGAGUAGGGGAAACUUUCAACAAUCCCCAGGCUCUGGCUCCCCCUGCCGAGGAAGUCUCCAUCCCAGAUCAAGAGUGUGGCAUGCUGACAGGGCAGUGUGUGUAGGGAAACUCGCCUGGGGCUUCAUCACCAGGUCUGUCAAUCUUGGAUGAAGCCUUUCACAAGAUCUAAAUCCAUACUGUAACUUUUCAGUCCAUAGUCUUUAUGAAAAUAUGCUUAUGGUAUGAAUACGACAUAACUAAAAUAUACUUUGUGCAAGAUGGAUCUUGUAUCACUGGAAAGGUUAUAAUUUACUGAAUGUGAUUAUCCAAUAUAUAUGCCUGUAUCAUUUCUGUAUCUAAAGUUAGAAAUAUGGACUAUGUAACAAUUACAAAUGGGUGUGUAGUGGGAAGACACCCCCCCAGAUGACAGGCCAUCAAAUAUGAUGAGCCAUCAGGAAGGAACAACAAAACCAUGAAGAUACUAAUCUCUUUCCCUCCUGGGAGGCAUCUGGGGACGUAACUCUGACACUACUAGUCAGGUGGUCUUGUCACCUGAUACUAAACAUUACCUGGGACUUCUUGUAACUUUCCACUGGACGGGACGGGGGGGGGGGGGGUCAAGUUUGGGAAACAAAGGAUUCCCGCCUUAUGCAAAUCCUACUUAAGGGUGGGGAGGAAGGCAAACAGGACUCCUCCUCUCCAUGGCCUGUCUGCCCGAGAAGAAAGACUGCUAAAGCCACCUGAAGGGAAGGCAAGGGGGGAGUCCAGACUAAGACAGGGGUCCAGUCUGAAAAGGAAUAUAACUGGAACUCUGAACCACAGAAACUUUGCAACCUGCCUAAAAUAACAUUUAGGGGGGAUUAUGUAUGGAUGGACCUCAAAACCGGUCGGGAAUUCGACGUUCCCAUCGGAGCCGUGGUCAAGCUUUGUGACUCUGGGCAGAUCCAGGUGGUGGACGAUGAAGGCAACGAGCAUUGGAUUUUCCCUCACAAUGCCAGCCACAUCAAACCCAUGCACCCGACCUCUAUCCACGGGGUGGAGGACAUGAUCCGCCUGGGGGACCUGAAUGAAGCUGGGAUUCUGCGGAACCUGCUCAUCCGUUACCGAGAGCACCUUAUCUAUACGUAUACAGGUUCGAUAUUGGUGGCAGUGAACCCCUACCAGCUGUUACCUAUCUACUCCCCAGAGCAGAUACGGCUGUACACCAACAAAAAGAUUGGGGAGAUGCCCCCCCACAUCUUCGCAAUAGCUGACAAUUGCUACUACAACAUGCAACGCAACAACAGGGACCAGUGUUGCAUCAUAAGUGGCGAGUCUGGUGCAGGGAAGACGGAGAGCACUAAACUGAUCCUGCAGUUCCUGGCUGCUAUCAGCGGGCAGCAUUCCUGGAUUGAGCAGCAGGUGCUGGAGGCAAACCCCAUUUUAGAAGCUUUUGGAAACGCGAAGACGAUUCGUAAUGACAACUCCAGCCGAUUCGGUAAAUACAUCGACAUCCAUUUCAACAAGAGGGGAGCCAUCGAAGGGGCAAAGAUUGAGCAGUACCUGCUGGAGAAAUCUCGAGUCUGCAGACAGGCCCAGGAUGAGCGGAAUUACCAUGUAUUUUACUGUAUGCUGAAAGGAAUGACACCAGAACAGAAAAAGAAGCUGGGUCUUGGGAAAGCCACUGAUUAUAACUACCUCGCUAUGGGUAACUGCACUACCUGUGAUGGCAGAGACGACAGUAAGGAGUAUGCAAACAUUCGCUCUGCAAUGAAAGUCCUGAUGUUCACCGACACUGAGAACUGGGAGAUCUCAAAACUCCUGGCAGCCAUAUUGCAUAUGGGGAAUUUGCGGUAUGAAGCACGGAUGUACGAUAACCUGGAUGCCUGCGAGGUUGUUCGCUCUGCGUCGUUAAUCACUGCGGCUUCGUUACUGGAGGUGGACCCUCAGGAUGUGAUGAACUGCCUUACUAGCCGCACAAUAAUCACGAGAGGAGAGACCGUCUCCACCCCGCUCAGCAUGGAGCAGGCGCUGGAUGUGAGGGACGCUUUUGUCAAGGGAAUCUACGGGCGGCUUUUCGUGUGGAUUGUGGAGAAGAUCAAUGCUGCCAUUUACAGGCCUCCCUCCCACGAACUACAGAGUGUCAGGAGGUCCAUUGGUCUUCUCGAUAUCUUCGGCUUUGAGAACUUCACUGUGAACAGUUUCGAGCAGCUCUGCAUCAACUUUGCAAAUGAGAACCUGCAGCAGUUCUUCGUGCGCCAUGUCUUCAAGCUGGAGCAGGAGGAGUACAACCUGGAGAACAUUAACUGGCAGCACAUAGAGUUCACCGACAACCAGGAUGCCUUGGACAUGAUCGCCAUCAAACCCAUGAACAUCAUAUCACUCAUUGACGAGGAGAGUAAGUUCCCCAAGGGUACAGAUACCACAAUGCUGCACAAGCUGAAUUCCCAGCACAAGCUAAACACCAACUACAUCCCGCCGAAGAAUAACCAUGAAACCCAGUUUGGCAUUAACCACUUUGCUGGUGUUGUCUACUAUGAAACCAAAGGGUUUUUGGAGAAAAACAGGGACACGCUUCAUGGAGACAUCAUUCAGCUGGUCCAUUCCUCGAAAAACAAAUUUAUCAAGCAAAUCUUCCAAGCGGAUGUGGCUAUGUUUCUCUGUGGCUAUGCAUCCAGUACUUUUGGCCAGUCACCAGCACCCACUCCAAAGGGAGCAGAGACAAGGAAGCGCUCACCGACACUCAGCAGCCAGUUCAAGCGAUCUCUUGAGCUGUUGAUGAGAACCCUCAGCGGGUGCCAGCCCUUCUUCGUCCGCUGCAUCAAACCUAAUGAAUAUAAGAAGCCCAUGUUGUUUGAUCGGGAGCUGUGUGUUCGCCAGCUGAGGUACUCAGGGAUGAUGGAGACCAUCCGGAUCCGCAGGGCCGGCUAUCCCAUCCGCUACAGCUUCGUGGAGUUUGUGGACAGGUAUCGUGUCCUCAUGCCCGGGGUGAAGCCGGCGUACAAGCAGGGCGACCUGCGUGGAACGUGUCAGCGAAUUGCUGAAGCGGUGCUGGGGAAAGAUGAUGAUUGGCAGAUUGGCAAGACGAAGAUUUUCCUGAAGGAUCACCAUGAUAUGCUGCUGGAGAUUGAGAGGGACAAGGCCAUCACAGACAAGGUCAUCCUCAUCCAGAAGGUGGUUCGUGGGUUUAAAGACAGGUCCAAUUUCCUGAAAGUGCGACAUUCGGCCCUGAUGAUUCAGAGAUACUGGCGGGGACAUAACUGCAGAAAGAACUAUGGUGCUAUGAGGAUUGGGUUCCUGAGGCUCCAGGCCCUCUACCGUUCCCGCAAACUCCACACACAGUACCACAUGGCUCGCAGACGGAUCAUCGAGUUCCAGGCAAGGUGCCGGGGCUGCCUGGUGCGCAGGGCCUUCCGCCAUCGCCUUUGGGCUGUCUUCACGGUCCAGGCUUAUGCCAGGGGCAUGAUUGCACGGAGGCUGUAUAAACGCCUUAAGGGAGAAUAUCACCGCCGCCUGGAAGCAGAGAAGCUUCGUCUGGCAGAAGAGGAACGGCUCCGGAAGGAGAUGAGUGCCAAGAAAGCCAAAGAGGAAGCAGAAAAGAAGCACCAAGUACGCCUUGCCCAGCUGGCCCGGGAAGAUGCUGAGAGAGAGGUGAAGGAGAAGGAGGAAGCCCGUCGGAAGAAGGAACUCUUGGACAAAAUGGAGAAGGCCCGAAACGAGCCAGUGAACGACUCGGAUAUGGUGGACAAAAUGUUUGGAUUCCUAGGGACCACUUCGUCUCUGCCAGGCCAGGAAGGACAGGCACCCAAUGGCUUUGAGGACCUUGAGCGAGCCCAAAAGGAGCUAGAGGAAGAGGAUUUAGAUGCAGCUUUGCCCCUCCCCGAGGAAGAGGAGGAAGACCUUUCGGAGUACAAAUUUGCAAAGUUUGCAGCCACCUACUUCCAGGGCACGACGACACACACGUACAUCCGCCGGCCACUUAAGCAGCCCCUUCUGUACCACGAGGAUGAAGGAGACCAGUUGGCAGCACUCGCGGUGUGGAUCACUAUCCUUCGUUUCAUGGGAGACCUUCCUGAGCCUAAAUACCAUACGGCUAUGAGCGACGGCAGCGAGAAGAUUCCAGUGAUGACCAAAAUCUAUGAGACUCUAGGGAAAAAGACCUACAAAAAAGAGCUGCAGGCUCUGCAAGGGGAAGGAGAGAGCGCUCACAUAGAUGGCCACAAGAAGAACAGUGUGCGGCACAAACUGGUCUCCUUGACUCUAAAGAAGAAAUCCAAACUGACUGAAGAGGUGACAAAGAGACUCCAUGAUGGUGAGUCCACCCUCCAAGGCAACAGCAUGCUUGAAGACCGACCCACCUCCAACUUGGAAAAGCUGCAUUUCAUUAUUGGCAAUGGCAUCCUGAGACCAGCAUUAAGGGAUGAAAUCUAUUGUCAAAUCUGCAAACAGCUCACCCAGAACCCUUCCAAAAGCAGCCACGCCAGAGGCUGGAUCCUGAUGUCGUUGUGCGUGGGAUGCUUUGCUCCUUCCGAAAAGUUUGUGAAGUAUUUAAGGAACUUCAUCAAUGGAGGUCCUCCUGGUUACGCUCCCUAUUGUGAAGAGAGAUUGAGGAGGACAUUUGCAAAUGGGACUAGGACCCAGCCGCCCAGCUGGUUAGAAUUACAGGCGACCAAGUCCAAGAAACCUAUCAUGCUGCCUGUUACGUUUAUGGAUGGGACAACGAAGACGCUGCUAACUGACUCUGCAACGACCGCUAAAGAGCUCUGUAAUUCCUUAGCUGACAAGAUCAGCCUGAAGGACCGAUUUGGGUUUUCGCUUUACAUCGCACUGUUUGACAAGGUCUCAUCCUUGGGGAGCGGCAACGACCACGUGAUGGACGCUGUGUCUCAGUGCGAACAGUACGCCAAAGAGCAGGGAGCCCAGGAGCGCAACGCGCCGUGGCGGCUCUUCUUCAGGAAGGAGAUCUUCACCCCGUGGCACAAUCCGAGCGAAGACAACGUGGCAACAAACCUCAUUUACCAGCAGAUCGUCCGGGGGGUGAAGUUUGGGGAGUACCGAUGUGACAAGGAAGAAGACUUGGCAGAACUGGCUUCCCAGCAGUACUACGUAGACUAUGGCGCGGCGAUGGUGCUGGAACGACUCCUGAACUUAAUCCCCUCCUACAUCCCUGACAGAGAGAUCACUGCUUCGAAAACAGUGGAGAAAUGGGCUCAGCUCAUUAUAGCCGCACAUAAAAAGGGAAUUUAUACCCAGAAGAGAGCAGACCCCAAAAAAGUCAAGGAAGAAGUGGUAGAUUUUGCACGUUUCAAGUGGCCUUUGCUGUUUUCUAGAUUCUAUGAAGCCUUCAAAUUCUCAGGACCCAGCCUGCCCAAGAACGAUGUGAUUGUAGCUGUGAAUUGGACCGGAGUGUACUUUGUGGAUGAACAAGAACAAGUCCUCUUAGAACUCUCCUUCCCAGAGAUCACGGCUGUCUCAAGCAGUAGAGGGGGAAAGCUCCAAGGGCAAAGUUUCACCUUGGCCACCAUUAAAGGGGACGAGUACACCUUCACCUCCAACAAUGCAGAGGACAUCCGGGACCUUGUCGUCACCUUCCUAGAAGGACUAAGGAAAAGAUCAAAGUAUGUUGUCACUCUCCAAGACAACCCAAACCCUGCGGCCGCUUCCACUGCAGUGGGAGAAGAAUCUGGAUUCCUCAGCUUCCAUAAAGGAGACCUGAUUGUUAUGGACCAGGACACUGGAGAGCAUGUCAUGAACUCAGGCUGGGCCAAUGGGGUCAAUGAGAGGACCAAACAGAGAGGAGAUUUCCCAACGGACUGUGUUUACGUCUUGCCGACUGUCACCAUGCCGCCUCUGGAGAUUGUGGCGUUAGUCACAAUGACCCCUGACCAGAGGCAAGAUGUUAUUAAAACAUCCCAGAUGGCGAUUUCGGACAGUGAAGAAAGAGUGAAGCCGUAUACCUUGGAAGAGUUCUCCUAUGAUUAUUUUAGGCCGCCUCCGAAGCACACUCUGAGCCGGGUCAUGAUCACCAAAAAUCGAGGGAAAGACAAACUGUGGUGCUACACCCGAGAGCCCAUCAAGCAGCCCUUGCUGAAGAAGAUCCUGGGCAGUGAAGAGCUGUCCCAGGAAGCCUGCAUGGCAUUCAUUGCUGUGCUGAAGUAUAUGGGUGACUAUCCAUCCAAAAGAACCCGCUCAGUCAACGAGCUAACAGACCAAAUAUUUGAAGGUGCCUUGAAAGCUGAACCGUUGAAAGAUGAAAUCUACUGUCAGAUCCUCAAGCAGCUCACUGACAACCACAUUAAGUACAGCGAAGAGAAGGGUUGGGAGCUGCUUUGGUUGUGCACAGGCCUUUUCCCUCCCAGCAAUGUUCUCCUGCCCCAUGUCCAGAGGUUUCUCCAGUCCCGGAAGCAUCACCCCCUAGCCACAGACUGCAUACAGAGACUACAGAAAGCUCUGAGGAAUGGAUCCAGGAAGUAUCCUCCCCAUCUGGUUGAAGUGGAGGCAAUUCAACACAAAACCACCCAAAUUUUCCACAAAGUUUACUUCCCCGAUGACACUGAUGAGGCGUUUGAAGUGGAGUCCAGCACUAAAGCCAAGGAUUUCUGCCAGAACAUCUCCAGCAGACUGCUGCUGAAGUCAUCGGAGGGCUUCAGCCUCUUCGUCAAAAUCUCCGACAAGGUUAUCAGCGUCCCAGAAGGAGAUUUCUUCUUUGACUUUGUCAGACAUCUUACAGACUGGAUAAAGAAAGCAAGACCUGCAAAAGACGGUAUAGUGCCUUCUCUCACAUAUCAAGUGUUCUUCAUGAAAAAACUGUGGACAAACACCAUGCCUGGGAAGGAUUCAAUGGCAGACUCCAUCUUCCACUAUUAUCAGGAAUUACCAAAGUACCUGCGUGGCUACCACAAGUGUACCCGGGAAGAGGUCUUACAGCUGGCAGCUCUGAUCUACAGGGUGAAGUUUGAGGAUGACAAGUCCUACUUCCCCAGCAUCCCCAAGCUCCUGAAGGAGCUGGUGCCUCAGGAUCUUCUCCGGCAGCUCUCUCCGGACGACUGGAAAAGGUCCAUUGUGGCGUAUUUCAAUAAGCAUGCAGGCAAAACAAGAGAAGAAGCCAAGCUUGCCUUCCUAAAGAUUGUCUUCAAGUGGCCUACGUUUGGAUCAGCCUUCUUUGAAGUGAAGCAAACUACCGAGCCAAAUUACCCAGAGAUCCUUUUAAUUGCCAUCAACAAGCAUGGAGUCAGCCUCAUAGAUCCCAAAACCAAGGAUAUUCUCACAACUCAUCCCUUCACCAAGAUCUCCAACUGGAGCAGCGGCAACACGUACUUUCACAUAACCAUUGGCAACCUGGUGCGGGGAAGCAAACUGCUCUGUGAAACAUCGCUGGGCUACAAGAUGGAUGACCUCUUGACCUCCUACAUCAGUCAGAUGUUAACAGCCAUGAGCAAACAGAGGAGCGCAAAGGGCAGCAGCAAGUGAACUGAAAGAAGCCAUUGGCAGGUGGCCAUGGAGCUAAUUCACCAGCUGAGGCCUGUGGGAUACCCCUGCAGCUGGGGCAGAACCUUUUCUGCCCAGAUGUGGAAGAUGAUCCGGACCCCUUCAGAAAGCUCAUCCGACUCUGAUCUUGAGGGCUCGAGUCCCAUUUCCCCUUCCAGCGAGGAUGACUAUCUGUGAUGCUGACCUCCAAUUCCCCCCUCCUCCCUAGUAAGCCCUGUUUUAAACUUCUAAGCUUUCUAAGUGACAGACAGUGACUGAUCAACAGAAACGCCAGCGGAAUGUUUACUAUCAAACCAAAUGACUGAAGUUGGCAGAGGAUUGUAGGAAAAAGUUGUGAGUGUCGUUUUUAAAAAGGGGAAGGUGGUCAGGGUGCCAUUAAGGGCUUUGGAGAAGUUCUGGGCAUCUGAGAUUUGCUGAUCAGUAACCUAACCCUGCUCCAUUGUAGAGAAAAAUCCCAUCCACUCUCCUGGGGGGUAUCUUGACAUUACAACAGAACAAAAAGAAAUCCAUUUGUUCUAAAAAAAAAAAAAAAAAAAAAAAAAAGCCGAGGGAAAAAGUGCAUUUAAAAUAGUGGUUGGUUUGUUUCUUCUUAAUCCUAAUUGAACAGCCUGUACCAUGGCAAAGCAAUGACGGGAGACGGGCACACAACGAUGGACCUAUUUAAAGGUUUCAUUUCUUAUCCUUGUAUUUAUUUAUUUUUUAAAGAGAAUGACGGCUUCUGGGAGGCUGACUCUGGGGAGGGCCCCACACAGCUCCAAAGGCUUCACCCAAUAGAACCGCUCACACACCCAACACUCCAUUGUCAAAAGGAUGAGACUGCGGGUUCAUAGGUCAAACUGUUCUAAUUAGGGGUGGCCUACAGUUCAGCAUCAAAUCCCUAUUCAGCAGCAUGGAAACGAGGCUGCUAAAGACAGCUGACCCCGCCCCCUCCACCCGAGAAUGCACCUGGCAGGAUGAGGCUCUUAGCUGGAAGCCUGAAUGUGGCUUUAGGCCCUGAGAGGUGGAAAAUGUUGGCCAGGCCAUUCUGUGCUGUGUGAAACGCUGCAGUUUGAAUGUGUGCCACAGUCGCCUUUCUCUGAAAGUCCAGCCUGAUGCAGCAGGCUUUUGCCCUCUGGGCAUCAUUAAGCAUAGCUCAAAUGUAUUUGUUCCACAGCUACUUUGUAACAAUAGCAGGACAGCCAGAGGGAAAGCAGAGCCAGUGUGUAAGAAAAAUAGACCAUGGCUGCAGCCAAACCUCCCAUCAUCCUCUGCACCUCUACUGCUGUCUGCUCGGCUGUAACACGUCUGUGUUCUGUGUCAUGCUGCUGCCUGUUAUGUACCCUCUGCGUUUUCCGGUUUGCUUCAGGUGGGACGCUCUGAUGGGGGUGGGAAGCUUCCAAAUUCUGGGACCGUCUCCAAUUUCUGCACUAGGCUAACCUAAAACUUUGGCCCCGGCCAGCCCCCUCGGAACUGACCUUUGUGGCUCGGCCCCCUCUCUGAUUUUUAAAUUUAGCUCUGUCCCAUUGUGGCAAAGGAAGAUUGAAUAAUUGGACCUGGCUAUAAACAUAGGCCUAGUUCCUGAUGCAAAGUUAAUUCAGUGGGGGCUAGCAGGAGAAAGCUACUGAAAAGCAGAGACACUUGGGAGGAUGCCAGCCCCUGUGUUCAGUGCCUAGCCCCUGAGAUCACAGGCUAUGCCCACCUCAGCCUGACAGAUGAUCCCAGCAUUCGCUCUCGACUGCGUCUCUUAGCACCAUUGCGUUUCAGCUGAGAGUAAGACAGUCACCGUGUGUUUUUAGGAGGCCUUAAGCUGCUGUGUAUAUGACCACAGCUAAACCACCCAGGGUCACUGUACUGGGUUCUAGCACAUACAUAGCACCAAGGGCCAGGCCACUGCUCAACAUGGUGGCUUGGCCCAAAAUUCUGCCCUGAACUCUUGAGUCAAAGAGGGCGUCUCCUGCAUCAGUGACCGGAACAGUUAGUGGGGUAACUGAUCUUUUCUGCCUGUAGCUUCCACGGUUCAAUCGAACAGAUCAUUUGUGUGGGAGCCUUUCCAUCAACUUCAAUGGGCUUUGAUCAUGCCCUUGGUUAGCAAACCAAAUCUGCCACCUGUCAGUCAGAUCUGCCACCAGGCACGGCAUCAACAAGCCCAGGCACGCAGCUCUGAAAGGACAGUAGCCCAACCUCGGGUGUCAUGGCAUCAAACAGGAGUUGUGCGUGGCUGACUAAAGGGAGGAUGUGGCUGAUGCUGUGAAUGAAAUUUAAAGUCGUGUUGUAUGGUUGGUUCCCAGCAACCAGUGCUUGAAAGGCAUGAUCUCAAAGGAGUGUGACAGCAGCUGGGACUAUAAGACGCGGCUGAGGUUGAGUUUUGAUUCUGGUGCCACUAACACUGGGUAGAUCUCAGCAGAAAUGUGCUUAGUUGGCUCAGUACCUUUGAUUCACCUCAUACUAGCCCAGUCCAGAACAAUCGGUGUUGCAUUCUCACGCCGCUCGUCCCAACACUCAACUGUUUUCCCCUGACCUUUCCCUCUUCCCCACUGCUCUCUGCCUCACUCAGCACUCUGGAGCACGGGUAAGACAUUUGCACAGUCUUACUGUCCAUAACUGGACUUCGCAGAGGACCAGGUUCCACACACAGUGGUGCACAAAUUAACUUCAUUGUUAUCUCCUGCAUGAGCCGCCCAGGAGCAUCUGUGUAUAAAAUAGUGACAUUGGGCCCUGUCGUUCCACUGUUCCUGUGUUUGACGUGCAUGAGGGGCUACACAUAGACAUCUGAAGGCAGAGGAUGCAACUUUGGCCUGGUUCUGAACCACUUUCCACCCAUGUAAAUGAGGGACGACUCCAGUGAUGUCAAUGGCGUUGCACUGGAGUACAACCAAUAUGGGGGUCAGAACUCGGCCUGCUGGGUCACCAAAAUCAAUCUGUCGUGGCCCUUUUCAGCUACACCCCCGGUGGCAAUGGUUCGUAUUUCACCCGUGACCCUACUGCUAUCUGCUACAUUCUUGUGAGCCCACUGCUAUUUUGCCCUUCCCGUUGCCUGGCUCUGCGGGCCCCAGUAGGCCCCAGCCGUUCAUUACUCUUGCUCGGUUUGUACUCCGUAAAAGACGAUCACUGUUUUCAACGCUACCACAGUUGUGCCACCUCUACUCAGUCUAUGCGGUGUGGGUCAUGUGAGCAGCAGCCUGGCGCACACCCCAUACAUGCAGCAAUUAGCCAGAGUGUGUGUUUCAGUUUCAGAAGUCCCUUUGGGGUUUGUGUGUGUGUGUGUGUCUGUGUCCCACCCUGCGUGUAUUAGUGGCUGUUUGUUUAUGUUCACACAUGCAAUGUAACGUGAAAACUUACGUCCGUGUGAAAUACGCUAAUACAAAAAAUAAGACUAGGA